CAAUUUCCUCACGAAAUGUCUAGAACUAGAAAAAGAGCCAUGGCAACGUCCAAUGCCGCCAAAGAGGAAACGUCGAAUGGCCGUCGGCUGCUACAGACCCAUAAUAAUAACCCUUGGUGGCUCCUCGCAAGGAAUUUAUUUUGUCUCUUUCUUCUGAGUUUAGUAACAACGGUUGCACUGGUCAAAUUCUUUGCCUCCGUUCAACAUCAACCAGCGUCCAACACAAACGCCAUGUCGUCAAGCGCAUCAAAAAUCAUAGUUUACGGAGGUCGUGGAGCCCUUGGAAGUGCCAUUAUCAAGCACUUUAAAGCCAAGAACUAUUGGGUUGGAAGUAUUGAUCUGGCAAAUAACGAUGAAGCAGAUGCCAACAUCCUGGUGGCUCCUGACUCUUCCUGGACUGAGCAGGAGAAAGCUGUUUUGGAGGAUGUGGCCAAAGUGCUCGAUGGUCAAUCCCUUGAUGCCAUUUUAUGUGUGGCUGGCGGGUGGGCAGGAGGCAAUGCUGCACAUGCUGAUUUUGUCAAAAAUGCAGACCUCAUGUGGAAGCAGAGUGUCUGGUCCUCUGUCCUCGCUUCAGCCAUUGCCUCAAAGCACUUAAAGGAAGGUGGACUGCUAACCCUAACUGGGGCUAAACCAGCUUUGGAAGGCACUCCCGGCAUGAUUGGAUAUGGAAUGGCUAAAGCAGCUGUGCACCAGCUUACAAAGUCCUUGGCUGCAGGGGAUGGUGGUCUACCCAAAGACUCUUCUGUUCUGACCAUCCUCCCAGUCACCUUGGACACGCCAAUGAACCGUAAAUGGAUGCCUAAAGCUGAUCAUUCCACAUGGACUCCUCUUGAAUAUGUUUCAGAGAUGAUGGAGAAAUGGGCGAACAAAGAGGAUAGGCCUGCAAGUGGCAGCCUAGUUCAACUACUUACCGAGACUGGCGUAACUAAAUUGGUGUGUGCUUAAAUUCCAUUUAGGGCCCGAUGACAAGCAGCUACCAAACUUAUUCAUUCUAUCUAAUCUUGCCAAAAAGAUAUUACUGCAUGUGAGUUAAUGUGAUGCUUGCGUAGUUUUGAUUUAUCGUGGUGUUUAAUGGGGUCUUCUAAUUAAUGUUGUCUACAUAUCUACAUUUUAAUGAUGUUUGUUAUGGAAUAAAAAUCACUCAAACGCUCAA
Messenger RNA from Daphnia pulicaria, 1153 nucleotides. It is a transcript of the gene Dhpr, whose product is annotated as dihydropteridine reductase-like. Gene Ontology annotation, cellular component: cytoplasm. Lineage: Eukaryota; Metazoa; Arthropoda; Branchiopoda; Diplostraca; Daphniidae. Gene Ontology annotation, biological process: L-phenylalanine catabolic process; tetrahydrobiopterin biosynthetic process. The transcript is spliced from 7 exons. Bases 16 to 945 code for a protein of 309 amino acids. Gene Ontology annotation, molecular function: NADH binding; 6,7-dihydropteridine reductase activity; NADPH binding. The record is from RefSeq and is a predicted model, not a curated record.